This is a messenger RNA of Xiphophorus couchianus (Monterrey platyfish), 1237 nucleotides long. Its product is annotated as histone H4. Gene Ontology annotation, molecular function: structural constituent of chromatin; DNA binding; protein heterodimerization activity. NCBI's taxonomy places the organism in Eukaryota, Metazoa, Chordata, Actinopteri, Cyprinodontiformes, Poeciliidae. Gene Ontology annotation, cellular component: nucleosome. The coding region runs from base 792 to 1103 and encodes 103 amino acids. The record is from RefSeq and is a predicted model, not a curated record. The transcript has a single exon.
UCAUGAACAUUUUGAUUAAAAAUAAAUUCUUGGCACCGUCCAAAUGACAUUAUUUCAUCCUCGUGAAAUAUCUAUAGAACAUGUUUGAUUAUUGAUUAUGAUUUUUCCCCCAGUUAUAAAAAAUAUUGGCUUAAUCUAAACCUUCAUCUUGUAUGUUGGAUCUGAUCUCAGUCAUUUAAAGAAAUGUUGCCUUUGAUUCCUGUUUCCAUUGUAGACAAAAAAUCUAACGCUUUUAUAGUAGCUGUAAUUAAACCUAUAUUUAGAAAUAUUCCCUCAAUCAAGAGGAUUUAAUAAAUUAUCUAAUCUCCAUUUAUUAUCUACAAUCAUUGAGAAAAUACUUGUCUUGUUAGAUCUCAGAGCUUCUUUGAACAGUCGAUCACAAUAAUCUUAGAAAUGUCUAAACAUGCUGCAGGGAUCAAGGGAAAAAGCCCUGAGCAAGUUUAAAUCUUAUUCAUUCAGAAUCGUGUUUUACAUUUAUUAUAUAUCUAAUAUUCUAUCAGACAUUAAAGCAUCUUAAUUUAUAAUAUUUCUAACGGCCUCUAUCCACAUGAUGUUAUAUAAUCCAACAGUCCUUAUUUAACUUGAUCAUAUUUCAAUGAACGUUUCAGAGCCUCAAAUUCAGAGGCAUUAUUUUCCCUCCUGAUGUUGGUCGGUAGGUGGCGCCAAAGGGAAGGUCCAGACCGAGUAGGCCAAGGUUAACCUCCUGUCUUCUAACACGUCCGGAGGACUGCUACAAACCCUGCAGAACCAGCCGUGGACUCAUUACUCCAGAGAACCACCGUAGUGUCACGAUGAGCGGACGAGGCAAAGGAGGGAAAGGUUUGGGCAAAGGAGGCGCCAAGCGGCACCGUAAAGUCCUCCGCGAUAACAUCCAGGGAAUCACCAAGCCGGCCAUCCGCCGUCUGGCUCGCCGCGGUGGAGUCAAGCGAAUCUCCGGCCUCAUCUACGAGGAGACCCGCGGGGUGCUGAAGGUCUUCCUGGAGAACGUGAUCCGUGACGCCGUUACGUACACCGAGCACGCAAAGAGGAAGACCGUCACCGCCAUGGAUGUGGUGUACGCUCUGAAGAGGCAGGGCCGCACUCUGUACGGCUUCGGGGGUUAAACUCAGCCCGGUGAUUACAGCGAACCAAAGGCCCUUUUCAGGGCCGAACCACCACUGCUGCUUCUGGGGCAAAGAUACUUGAUUCAGUCGCCAAAGUCUUGAGCUUUUUCAGUUAAAUAAAUUGAAAUUAAUCU